GUUCUGUUUCUCGUUGCUGGCUAUGGCGGAUGUUAACGAGAAAGAAACCAUGAAGAACUAUCACAUAGCGUCGGAGAAAAUCAACCCAGAGGCCUGUCGUUACCCUCAUUGUAUCGUCUGGACGCCCAUACCCGUGUUGUCCUGAAGUCAAACAUCGUCACAAAUGCAGCCUCAAAUCAACUAUCGAAGCCUCCCACCUCCGACUUGGCUCCUCUCACACCAAUCUACGACAGACGAGUCCAUUCAGAGAUGGUUAUUUCCAAUUAUUGGACACAUGGGCAUCUGCACUUCCACUGGGAUCAUUCGAGACUUUGCUGGACCCUAUUUUGUUUCAGAGGACAACAUGGCUUUUGGGAGACCCACAAAGUACUGGAUGCUUGACAUUAGCAAAGUCUAUGCAGGUGGCUCUAAUGCCUGGGAUAGAGCCGUGCAUGACGCUUCAGAGGAGUACAAACACAGGAUGCACAACUUAUGUUGCGACAACUGCCACUCGCACGUUGCUAUGGCUCUAAAUCUGAUGCAGUAUGAAAACAGCACUUCAUGGAACAUGAUCAAGCUUUGCCUACUCGUGUUUAUCCACGGGAAACAUGUCAGCUGCGCAGGCUUCCUGAAGUCAUGGCUGCCCUUCUUCAUGCUGCUGGGCAUCAUCGUGACGGUGGUCCUCGCCAUCAACCUCUGGUGACCUGGGACGCUUCCUCAGAUGUGGGAAAACAAUGCGGGUGCCUACGAGACUUUUAAAACCUGUAAAAGCCAAGAUGUCCAAAACGUUUGUCAGUUAACACCUCUUGAUUUAGAGCAGGAGUGGGCAGGCUUUUGGGCCCUUUUAUAAAAGUGACAAGAUGUGUCAGGCAUCAAGUCUAAAAUAUA
Messenger RNA from Nerophis ophidion (straightnose pipefish), 867 nucleotides. It is a transcript of the gene tmem222b, whose product is annotated as transmembrane protein 222b. The record is from RefSeq and is a predicted model, not a curated record. The coding region runs from base 164 to 682 and encodes 172 amino acids. The transcript is spliced from 7 exons. NCBI's taxonomy places the organism in Eukaryota, Metazoa, Chordata, Actinopteri, Syngnathiformes, Syngnathidae.